Messenger RNA from Gossypium arboreum, 474 nucleotides. RefSeq lists its product as uncharacterized. The coding region runs from base 1 to 474 and encodes 157 amino acids. The record is from RefSeq and is a predicted model, not a curated record. NCBI's taxonomy places the organism in Eukaryota, Viridiplantae, Streptophyta, Magnoliopsida, Malvales, Malvaceae. Gene Ontology annotation, molecular function: zinc ion binding. The transcript has 2 exons.
AUGGUUGCAAACCGUUGGAUGGCGAGGUUGAUGAAUAUAGAAGUAUAUUCACGACGUAAUGAAAUGUUUCGCGUUACAGAGACCAUCGGUCGUCGACCCGGUAUACCACCUAGGUCCUACGGAGUUGAUCUCCGAAAUAGACGGUGCGAUUGUAGGAGGUUCCAGACACUUCAUUAUCCUUGUGCACAUGUUGUAGCAGCUUGUGCUAAAGUCUCGCUCAAUGUGGAUCAAUUUAUCGAUGAAGUGUAUACCCUCGAAUACACGUUACGUGUAUGGGAGAAUGAGUUUCCCGUACUUUCUGACCUAUCUACUUGGGAGGUUCCUCCGACGACAUUCGAGCUUGUCCCAGACAAAGGGUUGCGUAGGAACCCAAAAGGUCGUCCGCAAUCAUCUAGAAUCCGUAACGAAAUGGACAUUAGAGAGAAAUCCGAUGGGAAGUUGUGUGGAGUUUGCGGAUUACAAGGUGAAGCAUGA